CAAUGGUGGAGAGUACUGAGUUACGUCACUCUAGCAACAUGUGUUUGAAUCAUUGCGGACUAGUCUAACUGGCAUAGCUAUGCUGCCACUUUCCCUACCGAGGAUUUUUAUGGCGGUGCGUCAUUUUUAUGCUCCCACCGUCAUAAUUUUUGUGACGUUUUCGCCGAUGAAUCUUUGCUAGUUUUCGGCGGAGCGUGAUUUUGGAACGUUGAUGCGAGUGAUAAUCUCGACAUUGUGAUUUCUGCAGUCGAUUUUUGGUGCUAUUUGAGGAAAGAAGGCCGAGGUUUGGAUGUGUGAAAGAAAGUGGGGGCGAGAAAUUUUGUGACGACCCGUGUUUGAUGAAUGUGCUGGACACGGUGAGGAUGUCCACUCAAGAAAAGUCGCUCUUUGAACGGUCCGGCGUGCGGAGGAUUCAUGAAUGGAAUACGAACCAUAAGGGAAAUGCCUCAACCGGGCUACAAGGCAAUAUGUCUGAAGACGGUCAUGGGAGGCAAUCUUACACGGGUGCCUUUACACCCACCAAGUCGCCACUGGCGUCGCCUCUGGCGUCUCCUCUGGCGUCUCCGCUAGCCUCGUCGCUGGCGUCUUCAUCACUUGCGCAGUCUGUGAUCGCGUCAUCCAUUGCCGCGACGUCGGCGUUGUCGCUGGCAUCUCGAUCCCCGAUGCCGUCGCCGCUUGGCUCACCAGUGUACUCUUCAUCGAAGUCUGUGUUGUCUUCAUCGUCCCAGUCGUCGUCGUCGUCGAUCAUGGGGCCGCUACAAUCGCAUCAGUCGCAGAAGUCGCCGUCCCUCAGCGAGGCCGCAUCCAGUCACAAGAGGCCGCACGAGGGCUCGCCGCCGAUGGCCGGUAUGGCCGCAAUGCCGGCUAACGUGGCCAGCAUGUCGUCAAUGAUGGCCGCCAGUCCGCCGCUACUCUUUCCCGGCGACAAACGUCUACGUGGAGAGUUUAAGGUCAAGUCCCACCCAUGUGCGCAUUGCCACAAGGCAUUCGCUAACCAGCAUCAGCUGAACCAGCAUCUGAGAGUGCACACGGGCGAGCGGCCGUACCACUGCUCGUACUGUGAGCGCAGCUUCAAGCAGCUGUCGCAUCUCCAGCAGCACACGCGGCUGCACACCGGGGAGAAGCCAUAUAAGUGCACGAUGCCGGACUGUGGUCGCGCCUUUGUGCAGCUGUCCAACCUGCAGCAGCAUUUGCGCAACCAUGACAGCCAGCUGGCGAAGAACUUUGCUGAGAAGCGUCCAUAUCGCUGCAUGGUGUGCUGUAAGCGUUUCGCACAGGAGGCCAGUCUUGAAUCUCACAUGCAGAAGGAGCAUUCGGCCGAGUCGGCCCGUAUACAGCCGUCGCCGCAGCAAGUACAGCGCCAUCUACCGUGCACGUUUUGUGCGCGCGUGUUUGACAGUGAGGCAAACCUAUUUCACCACGUGCGCGUCGAUCACAAGGAGCAGUGGGAGAUGUUCUGUCGGGGCCGCCCCCUCAGCGAUGUUGCACCGGAUAAGCGACGCGACGCCUUCUGCUGCCCCAUCUGUGGGAAGGCCUACGUGAACGAAACUUGUUUGCGCAAGCAUGUGACCCUGCACCCUGAGCAGAUGACAAGUCCAAAGACGUCAGCAUCUGCUGGGGCGGCGGCAGCGGCGGCGGCAGCAGCAGCUGCAGCAAUCGUUGCCGCUAGCAACUCCAGCGUGCGCACCUGGCCCUGCACUAUCUGCGAGACAGUGUUUCCACAGGAGGCGGGACUGCUGCAGCAUCUGAGACAAAAGAUACACGACGACCAGCAUAGGUUUGUUGCUCAGUAUCUGCUGGAUAAUGGUGUGCCCAUGCCUCCACGCGGCGCCAUGACAAACUAUGGACACGAUCGCCGCGGGGACGACAACGGCCACAUGUCCGUGAACAGUUUACCGAGUUCUUCGCAAUAGCUAACUGCAGAGCUACAUUUGCCUUUCAAUAUGCAUUUCAGCCAUGCUCUGCCUUUAGAGAGGAUGAAAAUGUCCUUUGUUUCUGCCAAAUUGUGAUGAAAUGUGAAAUUGGUUUUAUUUGAGGAUGUCGUUAAGAAAACCACCUCCACGUGGCGUUUUCGUCUCAUGAGUAGCUAGCGGAAAACAAUGAUUAAUGUGUGGUUGCAUACAGGUCGCGAGUGGUACCAUUUUGCAGGACUUUGCAUAAAAGACUGGAGUUUCCUUUCGUGACUCUCACAAAGUCACCCAUCUCUUCAGCUGUUUGGAGCUCUUUGGAUAAUUAACAAAUUUGAGCAACUCUUGACUGAAUGACAUAAUGUAUAGCGGCAAUACAAUACAAUACAAAGAUGGCCCCAUCAAAGCGCUGUUGUUCAACACCUAUAGGCAUAGAAACCACUCCCGUAGUAAGGCAAUGGCUGCACAGUGCCAGGAAGUGUCCCUCCUUUUUCCCCUUUCCCCCGGAUGGGAAUAACCGAUGCCUAGUUGCUAUCGUCAUUCUGUGCAGUUUUGUUAAGUUAGCAACUGCAGUUUUAUGCGGAUCCCUGCAGCACAACAGUGACUAUAUCACUGGUGUAGACCAAACGCCAUGACUGCCCUCACUCUGCUACUCCCGAGAGGUUACGGCUCUUCUGGAUGACAUGCUCUUACUUGAAUUUCCCUGAUCGAUCCGUCGGAGAGAGUCCUGUGCUGACACGGCUGAUCGAGGGGCAUCUGUUGACGAUGCUUCGAGGAGUGUAGAAUUCUAAUUAUGAUAUUUGAACUUCAGUGAGUAGUAUGUAAGUUGUUCCUUUCAGAUGCACGGCGGUUCUGCAUCUCUCAUCCUUCCAGUAGUUAUACAGUUCAACUCGACCGUUGAGUUAACGUGGAACGGGAAUCGUGGGCUCACCUUAGAGUGUAAUGCUAAGCAGUCAUGGGUCUUUGCCUUUCUGCCGCAGAGCCGCCGUUCAUAGAGCAUAUAGUUCAUCUUGCAUGUUAAACUCGAUAGAUAUAAAGGUAAACGUAAUAGUCUGUUACCGUGUUUUGGCUAGAUAUGGCUCUAUAUUCCACCCCACCCGCACGCUUUUAAUAGUUGAGCAUACGUACCCGCAUACUCCUCAGUGUUCAAGCGAUAUACUGUAGUUCGUCUUGGUGGUUGAUUAAUUGCUCUCGUUGCCGCUCUGCUUUUUACGUACGUGCGCGAUCAUGCUGCGUGGACAGGUGCGGGGAGACCUCCUGUUAUGGCAGCGUCGUACGCUAUAUGAGGAAAGGCACGUGGAUGCAUACAUCAACACGUAGAUGUUUCGUUUCACAUGUAGUAGCCGCGUCCGCUCUCUGACUUCAUUGGUAGCGUACCAGCACACGCCCAUGUAACUGUCUAUACACAUACGCAUCGGCCGCAAACUUUGCGCCGAUGCUCUCCCACUGCUUCACUGCGCAAUCGGGAAAAUGCAUACAUGUCAAGUAAAUCGGUUACAGCGUACAGAGAAUUGCUACAGUCGUUUGAUGAUAUGACAGAGGGCUGGCCUGGUUAUAAAAUGAUCUAUUGUUAAUUAGAAACGCCAUUACUGUGUGGGGGUCGCAGGAUCACCCUGUGCGAGAAGUCUUUCAUUGUGCGCAUAAGUCGCACACCGUAAGUUAGUCUUUCUUUAACUAUGCUUUUGAGUUUCGCUUCAUUUACGAUGUUUUUAUGUGUAACCCAGAAUAGUGCGGACAAUCAAGUUUGUGUACGUCGUCACGUAAUGAUACUAGAUUUUUAGGUUUAUAUUAAGAGUAGGUAUCAUUGUUCAUGAUACUUGCGCUCUAGGAUUGCAGGUGCUGUCAUUUAUUCCAUAUCAAACGGAGGUUUUCUAAUGCUACCGCAAUUACGUACCCUGAGCAGACAUCUAGCGCAAUAAUAUCUGGUUACCAGUGCGUUUCAUCGGAAUGCUGUACGAAUGUUUAAACCGCGCCGUGGCGAUCAUAUUAUACUGUACGUAACGACGAGACGGUCGCGCGGAUUAAUGUUGAUACAAAAUAGGUCUGCCUGCGGGCUACUUAUACUAAUAAGGAUGUAACUGCUGUGGUAACCAUGCGGAUUAUUGGGCUAGCGUGGUGAAAACUGAAAGCGGUUUAAGGUGAAUAUAUGAUUGCACUUGUGUGUCUUGGGCCAGCAAUUAUUAUGUGUACCCAGUGCAGUGGUUUUAGCGUAGUAGAUGGCCACUUUAAUUUGUAAAGCUGGUUCACAUUGACGAUAGUAGUCACGUGACACAUACGUGUGGUUGAUAGUUCUUUACGAACGAAUAAAGAACGUAGAAUGUAAUGUGUUGUAAGUGUGCAAAACUUUAUAAGGGAAUGGAUAUACAUAUAUGUACAUACUAGUAUGUAGUUUUAACAAUUUGGAUACCACCUCUGAGUUUGUGCCCGGAUAUCACUAAGCGUAAUGAAAUGGUAGUAGGAGAGUCACCCACGUCCUGCUUGUCUCUACUCGACUCUUUCGAGACCAGUGUGCGUAAUUCUAGAUAAUUGCCUACUUUUCGUGAGUUCAGUGGCCUGGCACACGCCAAGAGGUGAGGAAGAAAAAUUGCUAUAUAUCGUUCAUUGUGACACUGUUUCGUUUGUCGUAUGCUCUUCCCUUGUAAACUUUUGAAGCAAGUUAUAAGCUGAGGCUGUGAUCUUGAGAAUACAAAAAGAAAUUUUGUGAUCUCCGACCGUUAAAUUUGAAAUUUACACAGACAGACAGGCAGGCAUGUAGGCGCCAAAGAAAACGAGAUGGUGCUCGGUUAUUCCUCUACUGGAUAAUACCUGAUGGGGAGAAUGGCAACCCGCAUAUGUUCCUUCACCAGUCGGCAUACAGUGUGCUUCAGUAUUCGGUGCUUUGUAUUUGCUACUGUGUAUCUGUUUUUUUGUGUAUAAAAAAUUAAGAAAGAAAACGUUCUGAAGGCGUCGGUCUGUAAGGUUAAUUCCAUGUAGUCAUAAUAGAGGGACGCUCGACGGGCGUGCUCGAAAGGAUCGUGUCUUUACCAGCCAGUCAGCCACCGGGCGAGAGAACAUGGCUCAUGCGUUGGUGCGUUUCUAUGUUUAUACGCCGCUGAUACGUUUAGCAUUUCUAGCGUCCUCCGGGGCUGAGAGAGAGAGAACAGUGCUCGCGUUGCAACCUCAUCUGCGCUUUGCAUCGUUAUAGUGGAUUCAAAUCUAGUAAACGACGUCGUUUCAACUCUCGUAGAACGGCUUUGUGUUCGGCGGAAAGUUAUAUUCUAUGUGCGUUGCAAGCCAAAGAGACUCGCCAUUGUGAUUGUGAAACACUUUUUGCGGAACAGUAAUAUGACACGCGCUGCGAAAAAGAUCCUUGACCGGUCAUAGCACAGGUGCAAGGCUUAGCAUUUUCUCCCCAAGCCCCUCAGGCAGCCAGGUUUCAUUGUUUGUAUUAAAAGUCAAAUAUCUGAGGAUAUUGAAAGAUCAUGCAAUGUCUUCGCCACGAGAUUUAUGGAGAAAGUAGUUAAAAAUGAGCGCAUUGAGAGUUCUAGAUCUAGCGUGCUGCCUACAGGCGUAAAGCAUACAAGAUUAGCAAUAUAGGAAGUGAAAGCCAAAUGUAUGUUGUUAUGUGCGUGUGUGUGCGUGCGUGUCUGUUGUUAUGUGAGUGUGUGCAUGUUUUAGAACAGUACAGUAUCUGCAAAGGUUUUUUAUAUCCUAUUUGGGAUAUGAGAAAACGAGAGAAAGAACGCACGCGAGACAGUGCUGGGCGUUUGUGUAGAUGUUUGCGCACAAAUGACAAACACGUCCAUAUACGAAAGACUGAGUACACUUGCGAAAUCCUAGUCAUGAAAGUCUUUAGGUAUAGUUUACCGAAGAUUUGGCGUGAACAAAUUGAAAAACCCCUAAUAACAAGAGCAGAUCGCCCGUUCCAUUAUCUGCAACAUUGCCUGUCGUGUGAUUCAUGAGCAAAUGAAACUACUGCUGUGUAGAUUUAGUUUCGAUGAUAAUUCGUUACCGAAGUUAUUGGAUGGCAAUUAGCUCUACGUGGUCACAGCUAUAGAUCGCAGCAAAUCUAUCGUAGCUGUCACAAUAUGGCACCAAAUCAUGAACUAAGCAGCGGCGUUGAUACAGCUGUGUCUCUGAUCACCGUAGCAAUGGCACCGGCGUUCAAUAUUAAGUGUGGUAUUAAUGUUGUAUUGAUGUGGUACUAAGUGUGGUAAGACUGAGAUUCUCACGUAACGCGUGACUGGUUGGGCCGACGUCGACGGUGAGGUCGCGCGUAAGUCGUAUGGUGUAAAUAGUGGCUAGUCCAUGCAUGUGUUUACGUGCUUCGUCAGCAUGUGUGAAAGCCACAGCUAUGUUCCGUAUGUAGAGACUUUGGAAUUGUGAUACUUUUGUAGGUGCCAGUCGGCAGUGGCCGCGUUGGUACGUGAACGCAUCAAACCUUUAUAUAUCCGGCUUGAGUCUCAACACUUGUUAAAAGACUGAUAAAAAGCUUUCAAAGAAAGUGGCGGUCGGAUGUCAAUCGUUGAGUCGAGGAUAUUUUUGUAAAAUAUGCUACCUAUGCUACCUAUUGUGUUCGUAUAAUAUACUAUUUAGCUUUAGAUAUUGUAUGCUAUUUUGUGUCGACUGACACAUAGUGUCAUGUGAUUGAUGACUGUACUCAACAUUGUAAACGACGACGGAGCUGUCUGGUCCGCCAUGAUGUCCAGUUUCGACAGAGCCUGCCCAGAUCGUGCUCCUAGUUUUUAAUGAGACCGGGAGCCAACCCCCUUUAGGAGAGUACUCCUUUGUCUGGGUUACGUGAUCAUAGCUUGUAGUUGCAGACAGAGCUAAAAGGACAAAUAAAAUGUCACCGUAAUGCCUUCGUAUGUUAUUCGAGGGAUUGUAUUUAUAUGGCAAAUAUACAAAUGUUAACAUAUUUACUGAAUAGAUCCUCUCUCUUUGCCACUUGUUAGCUGUUUGGUAGGUGCAAAAUUACAAGACGUUAAGCAUGCCAGUGCUAGGCUAAUUUUCUCGUGUAAAUAUGUAUAAAAAUGAUACAGUUGGCUUAAAUGAGAAUUUCCUUAGAAUUUCACGGUAGUUAAUAACGAAUUAUUUAUGUGAAGAAAUUGCACAACGAUAUUCAUUUUAUAUGGUUCGAGUUUUAAAACCCAACUAUUGUCUUCUGCGCAAUUCUAGUUGAUGCAUGUUCUGGGCUGACACCACAGAAUGAGGUAAACCAGCAAAGUUGUCUUGCAAUGUUGAGUAUCAUUGGAAAUCUUUAAUGUAAGUUUUAAGUUAGAUGUGCAGAUUUAGCCACUUAUUCAAUUGUAAAUUAAAUGUAUACAUUGUCAUAAAAUGCACUCCCUCCCCAAGUAUAACAAAGAAAUUUAUCCGAAAUGUUAUCUCAUCAAACUACCCGUGUUGUAUUUUCGCCAGCUGACGUGCUAUUCUGUUUGUGCUAUUAAUGUUGUGGUGAUAGGAUAUUUGAAGUGCCCACGUCUCAUCACAGCUCAAUUGUUGCUGUCGCGUCUACCACUAACAUUGUUUAAACACUUUAACGAAGUUUCAUAUCACCCUGCCAUCUCAUAGACGCAUCAUCUUUCCUUUUCCAACCCGCCAUCGCGAACCCGAUGCACUUUUAAUAGUUUAGGAAAAGUAAUCUUCAGUGUCAUUGCCAAGUGAUUGAUCUCACAGUCAUUCUAUUUUCACGUCUUGGGCGGGUUAGCACAGAAUGCUGACUGCUCUAUUACCUGUAAACUUGUACUAGCACAAACAAAUGUGGCUAGUUUUGUGGUUGUGACUCAUUCUUUGCCACCUUUUCUCAAAUUGCUAUCUGGCUCGUUAUAAUGACACAACAGUGAUACGUUCGUGCAAUAGCUUACUGUUGGAAAACCCGCCUGAGACAACAAAAUCAUACGAUCACACAGAUCCUUGUUUAUUUACAAAUAUGAAAAGUUGGUACCUCACUAAAUGAGAAGCUUGUCAACAUCUUAAAUUGCCACGGUUGCCCUAUACACUAAACGAGCACUGAUUGUUUGUGUUCUUCUGCUGUGUCCGCAAAAUUAUUAUACCAUUAUUCCUUUGUUUGCCUUCGUGGCAGGGACGUCAUUUCUCCACUUGUUGAAAACUGGUCACGCGCUUUUCUGUAGACGCUUGUAAGUAGAUUGCAAUAAUGUGUCGCAGAAGGGUCUUUCAGCGGAAAUGGACAUGGCACAUUUCUAGAACAAAUGUGUACGUUAAUGUACGUGCGUUUUUUUAGAUACCAUGGGCACUUGCUUGACAGUAAGACGUCCGGAAAUACGGACUAUUGUUUCUAAUGAGAAGUGCAAUAAAUGGUUCUUUGUGCGAACGGGGAAGAAGCAUAAUGCAUACCUAUUAGAAAGGCUGGACUGUUCUUAUGGAGUUGGCGAUCGAAGAAUAUUGCUAUGUGUACAUGGUGACAGUUGCAGAGGAAAACGGCACUAGGUAUUUCCACAAAUUUCGGUACAUUCAAUGUCAUUAAUCGGUGGUGGUAUGGCAUUAGAUUUUCACUGGCAAACUGACAAGCUACUGAAAAAUUGUGACAGGACAGUGAGUCCUCCAACACACGCCGACUGUUUGUGCUCAAAUCUGAAGAGAAUAAAUGUUUCUCAGAGUCAACUGCUGUGAUGAUAGUGGGGGAAAUGUAGAAGGAAAAUGUUCCCUGCAAUGUCCCUUCAAAAAAUGAUACUAAUCUCCUUGGUGGGUUCUAAAAGAGGUCUCAGUAAGAGACGAAUUAUCAAUUUAUCGGUGGCUGUGAGUCAAGCUUGCCACGUGAUACCGGAUGUGUAGUGAUGAGUCAUGUUUCAAUACUGUUCAAGUGUUCAACAACAAGUGUACAGUGCCUUUAAGACGAGCUAAUGUCUGUUCCCACCGCUCCCUUCCCAAUUUAUGUUGUCAACCGUCCAAACAUUAGCAUCAUUACAUGAAUCAAGAUAAUUCUCAACAGGUGAGGUAGACGUUUCAGAGUAUUGAGAAUAAACGAGGAAAUGAUGUCGCAUUAUCUAUAUCGCUUUGCGUCUGAUGGCGUUUUCAUGUAAUAUUAAAUUGUUGCUUUAAGAUGCUAUGAAAUAAAGUGAAUGCUUCUG
Priapulus caudatus is the source of this 8974-nucleotide messenger RNA. RefSeq names its product zinc finger protein 135-like. The record is from RefSeq and is a predicted model, not a curated record. Gene Ontology annotation, cellular component: nucleus. Lineage: Eukaryota; Metazoa; Priapulida; Priapulimorpha; Priapulimorphida; Priapulidae. Gene Ontology annotation, molecular function: DNA-binding transcription factor activity, RNA polymerase II-specific; RNA polymerase II transcription regulatory region sequence-specific DNA binding. Bases 339 to 1913 code for a protein of 524 amino acids. Gene Ontology annotation, biological process: regulation of transcription by RNA polymerase II. The transcript has 10 exons.